AUGAAGAAGAAGCGAAAAGUCAGGAAGCAUGUUGAUCCUUACCGAGCGGCGCAGGCGAAGCAACGAAGAGCUGCAAACGUGGCGCGCCAGGAGCUAUUACGCAAAGAGCGAGACGCUGGUAUUGGUGACCCCGUUCAAUCCCGCUCAACGCCUUUCAUCGAGUCGCUCAAACCAAACGCUCCGAUCGAAACGCUGAAACAAUCAUACAUGAACUAUUUUGUCAAGCCCAAUGAGAUGGCACAGUCCAUCGAACGUUCAAAAUGGCUGUCCGAACCCUUGCAAACUGUGAAGGAUGAAUUUCGGUACGCAGCGGACAAGGAGAAGCAUGAACGGGACCAUGAAAACGCCGUGAAGGCGAUGCAGUCGAUAGCCAGCCUUGAGAACGCCAGCAGCAAGGACAGGACCAGAAUCAACAUAAAUCGAUGCAUCGAGGAAUUUGGCCGACAUAAGACCGAUGAAACCCUUCCUCCCAAGCCUGAGAGCUCCCAGCAACCCAAUCUUGCCGACAUCGAAGGCUUUGCCGCGGUUCCCAAACGCAGUGGCCCUGAUACGGGAUCUCCAGAAGUUCAAGUCGCCAUCCUCACAGCCAAGAUCAACGUCCUUGCCGAAAACCUGUACAAGAAGGACAAGAACAACAAGCGGAACCUGCGAUUACUGGUUCACCGGAGACAGAAGCAUCUCGCAUAUCUAAGGAGACAAGAUCGUGGAGGGCCGCGAUGGCAAAAUCUUGUCGAAAAAUUAGGCAUCAACGAUGCCAUGUGGAAAGGCGAGAUCAGCUUGUAA
Cyphellophora europaea CBS 101466 is the source of this 783-nucleotide messenger RNA. RefSeq names its product ribosomal protein S15. Gene Ontology annotation, molecular function: structural constituent of ribosome. The coding region runs from base 1 to 783 and encodes 260 amino acids. Gene Ontology annotation, biological process: translation. The record is from RefSeq and is a predicted model, not a curated record. NCBI's taxonomy places the organism in Eukaryota, Fungi, Ascomycota, Eurotiomycetes, Chaetothyriales, Cyphellophoraceae. The transcript has a single exon. Gene Ontology annotation, cellular component: ribosome.